GCUUCCACUGCAAGAGAAUCGAAGGCUUUUGGAAUUCAAUAUAUAUAUAUAUAGAUAUUUUAAAGCAGACACGCCUUGCGUUUAACUUCUCAUCAUGCGGAGUUUCAUAAAUACCAUAUUGUGCCUGCGAUUAACUGGAAACUGAAAAGUGUGUGCCGUGAAAUAAACUGGACUGGAAUGAUGAGUGGAACACAGCAAAAUGACGCCAAGAGACAGCAUCUACUUGAGCGGCUACUGGAUGCAGUCAAACAGUGCCAAAUCCGCUUUGGAGGAAGGAAGGAGAUUGCUUCUGACUCAGACAGCCGGGUGAUCUGUCUUUGUGCCCAGUUUGAAGCUGUGUUGCUGCACGGGCUGAGAAGGAGUCGAGGGCUAGCGCUCACUGCUGCUGCUAUCAAGCAAGUAGCUGGGUUCUCCAGCAAAGCAGAAACAGAGCUGUCGUUCUGGUUCUACGUGAAGGAACACCUGAACAGGCAUGAGCUGCAGCGCUUCUACUCACUGCACAGCAUCACCACCGAGGUGGGGCGUGGCCGGGCGUGGCUGCGCUGUGCACUCAACGAGCAUUCGCUGGAGCGCUCCCUGCACACGCUGCUGUCCGACCGCACACGACUUGGUGCUUACUAUGAAGACUGGGCCUUUAUAAUAGACGAGGAGAGAGCCAGUAUGCUUCCCACUAUGGCUGCAGGGCUGAACUCGAUCCUCUUUGCCAUUCAAAUUGACAACACGGACCUGAAUGGGCAGAACCGGGCGGCGCCCUCCGUCUCUCACCUGCUGAAGGAGUCAACGCAGGGGGUGAGCAGCCUGUGGAAGGAGUCGACUCAGGGCGUGAGCACACUGCUCCGCGAGAUCACCACCACCGCCUCCACCGUCAACUCCAACACCUGGCCAGAGCAGGAGGCUGAUCCGCUGCCUGUGCUGCCCCACAGCGCCUCUGCAGAAAGUCACAUGAAGAAGGAGCGCAAAAAGAAGAAGAAGAAGAAGAAGAAGGUGACAAACAUCAUCUCGUUCGAAGAUGACGAUGAGGGUGGCGAUGAAGAGGAGUGUGGGGUGAGGAAGAGUGGAAUGGGGCGUGCGAGCUCAGAGGAGAGGGAGCGCAGUGACCCCUUACCCAUGCUGAAUGGGGCGGGGGGCUGGGGGGGAGGACACGCCCACAAUGGGCACUGGAUCGACACGAAGAGCAUCGACAAUGAGGAGGAGGAAGAGGAGGAGGAGGAGGAGCUGUAUGGGAAGGCAGCCUCCGGUGGAGAGCUGGAAGAGGACAGGGGCUUAGCAGAGCAGCCCUUGGUGGGAAGCCUGUCAAGCUUGUCCACGUGCAGCCCCCUGCAGGUCAUCAACGACAAUGACAGCUCUGACAUCCUGCUCCCUGUCAGCACUGAGGACGUGGACUCACAGUCUGAGGCUGCGGUGGAGGGCACAGUGUACCGCAAGGAGCAGGACAGGGCUGCCUUGGCUGUGGAGCUCGCCCAGAGAGUAUCCCAGCUCCAGUUCAGCAUGGAAGACAGUCCCCCAGUGAAAACCAGCUCUUUGAACAGCGUGCUGCCUCCCACUGUCCUGCCAGAAUCAAUGACAGUCACUGAGCUUCGACAAGCCAUAGUCGCCAUGAUGAACAGGAAGGAUGAGCUGGAGGCUCAGAACAGCUCUCUGCGCAGCCUACUGGAUGGGGAGAUGGAGCACUCUGCUGCUCUCAGGCAGGAACUGGACUCUCUCAACAAGAGGCUGGCUGAGCUGGAGGAGAGGCACGCAGCCAAGGUCCAGGCUCUGGGGAGGGAGAACGAGGUUCUGAAAGUCCAGCUCAAGAAGUAUGUGGGCGCUGUCCAGAUGCUGAAGAGAGAAGGGGGGCAGACCAAUGAUGUGCUCCCGACGCUGCGGAACUGCGAUGGAGAGCCGCCCGUCCCUGAGCCCAAACCAGCCAGAGACUCGGAGGAAUUGGCAGCCAGCUACGAGCGCAAGCUCAUUGAGGUUGCUGAGAUGCAUGGCGAGCUGAUUGAGUUCAACGAGCGACUGUACCGCUCCCUCAUGGCCAAAGAUCACCUGGUGGCCCAGAUGCGGCAGGAGCUGAUCGACCUGCGGGGCCCAGUCCCAGGAGAUCUUAGCCAGACCUCCGACGAUCCCAGUUUGUCUGAUUUUGAAACUGCUCACAGAGCCCUCAUCAAUGUGUGGAUCCCCUCUGUGUUCAUGCGUGGACGAGCCUCCAAUGCCUACCACGUGUACCAGGUGUAUAUCAGGAUCCUGGAUAAUGAGUGGAAUGUGUAUCGGCGCUACACGGAUUUCCGGACGCUGCAUCACAGGCUGCGAUCCCGAUUCCCACAGGUCGACACCUUCAACUUCCCACCCAAGAAAGCCAUUGGAAACAAGGAUGCAAAGUUUGUGGAGGGCCGACGGAAGCAGCUGCAGAGCUACCUGCGCAGUGUGAUGAACAAGGUGAUCCAGACCCUGCCUGAGUUCACAGCCAGCCCCACCAAGGAGAACCUGCUCCAGCUGCUGCCCUUCUGCAUGGACACCCCACCUUUGACGGACAGUGAUAACAAGCCCGCCCGAUCCAAAUUCCCCAAACUGUCUCGCAGCCAACAAAGAGAGAUUCGCAACCUGGAACCACAGAGUGGAGACCUUUGACAUCUGACCCCGAACCCCAAGAAUCGAGGCUGAACCUGCUAGACAAGAGACCUCCACCAGGUGACCCCUAGAAUCCCUCACACCACUCGACCGCCUACCAGCUUCAACCCCUGGGGAGCCCACAUUCCUUUCCACUUGCAGAUCUGCACUAAACAACAUCUGCACUGCACAUUGGGCUUCAGAGUAAAGAUGGGGACAAGCUUUUGGAAAUUUUGUAGUUGGAAUUAAUUUUUUUGUCAAUCAAAUAUUGAUUCACAUGCGUAGUAUUACAUGCAGAUUUACAGAUAUAGAAAUGUUAGUCUGCUGGACCAAAUCUUUCUUUAAGUGUUAGUCAGAUUCCUUGGUGUUUAAAGUUGUGAAUGACAGAUAUUGAUUCACACAAAGAUUGGCAUGGAUUUUGCCUUAAUUGUGCAGAAUGGGCCACUUCAGUUGACUCAUGAAUUAUGCAAUGUAGGAAUUAAUAUAACAAUAUAACUAACUUAGGGAGUAAUAUUUAAGGCUGACAUUAUCUACAGUAGAUCUGCUUUGUACUUGGACACUGAACAACAAGAUCAAAAUGUACCUGUAAGUGUUCUUUGUUGCAGGCUCUUAUGUCUGUCCCAUGCGACUGAUUUUGUUCAACAACAGGGCCCAAUUUCACAUCACUCACAAUGAUUCUAGAACUACAGGCAUAUCUGCACCUUUUAAAGCUGCUAGCCUUAAGUUUAUAAACAAAACAAUACAGAUAAUAUUUAAGGACUGACGAGAGUUCGCUGAGGAUGGAUUGACUCCAAAAUACUUGGCUCCAAUGGGAAAAGAGGGGUUCACUAAAACUAUUGUUCCGAUCAAAAGAGAUCUAACCCUGAAUGCUGCUCCUAUGGUACAUGCUUGAUUUAAAAAAAAAAAAAAAAAAAACUACAAAAGGCGCUGUUUGGCACAAUGUUUUAUUUCAACCAGUUUUAAACCAGAAAUGGCCUUAUUUUUCAGCACAGUUCUUCGAAAGAGGUAUUCCACAUUAAUGGACCACUGUACUGUAUGUUUCAGUGCAGUGGUUUAAAUACCCUGAUCUCUAUCUGAGACUGGUUACUGAUCAAAUAGUGAAUUUCAUCCCACCUUGGCAUGUACUCCAUUGUCCUUGCUAUGAGUAUACUUGUGACACAGGCUACAGUAGAAAGAAUGGUAGGUGAAUUAUUUUUAGUAAUAGUGUAGGUGAACUGCGUCUGAUUUGUAUUCUUGAAUGUCAUGUACAUUGCUUGCUGCGUCUUGGAGCCAAGAGAUACUCUACUAACUUGACAUGGACUCUCAUUGAAUGUGGUCGAGACCAGCACCGAAUGGACAUGAAUAUGCAGAUGGAUCUGGAAACCCACAGAAACUCUCUGAAGCAAAGCAGUUGAAGCAGCCCAGCAGGACUUAGAAAACAUAAAUUAUGUUCCUGCCAAUGUGGGUGAAUACAUCAUGCCUGUGUGAUUGCCAGGAGAACCCAAGUUCCCUCAGUCCUCUACCCUAGAAUGGUCUUACGCCAAGUUGUUUAGUAACUCCACUGCAACUACAGAGCUACGCACUUAAUUAUGUUGUACAGUAAUCUGCUACUGCAGUCGGUUCAGUAAUCGCCACAGUACAUAGAAAUGGAUAAGGCUCUUGGACAUGUAUUCUAGAGUUUAAAAGUAGUACAAUUUAUCAAAGAUUUUCUGACUGCCUUAAACAAGUAGCCUUUUUAUGGUUUAUUUUUUUUAUUGCAUUUCUUGUGGACAUGGGAAAUGCAAUGUAACAAUAAAUACAGAAAUUAAUAAAAGAUCAAUGCCAUGGUGUGUAGUACAGUGUGUGUACAAAGGGAGAUGGUCGUUACUUCAUUGGUUUGAGGACAUGUCCAGGGAAAGCUGGGGCUGCAGAGCAAUGAAACUUACCAGGCAGCAGCAGCGACCCAUAAGGAGGACAAAGGAGCCUGAAAAUCAAUGAUCUUUCCCCUUUAAGCACUUGCAAUUGGGUAAUGUGACCCAUCCAAUGCAAGCCACUGUGGAAACAUAUGACAGUACUAAUGACAGUGUCCCACUAUGACUCCCACUACCAACCACACCACCCUCUACUGCUGCCAGGCAGAUUGUAUUGCUCUACAGCAUGCACUUAGUCCAUCUUUGUCAUAAGCAAAUGCACUAAAUAAAACUUUGAGUUUGA
Acipenser ruthenus (sterlet) is the source of this 4761-nucleotide messenger RNA. RefSeq names its product sorting nexin-29-like. NCBI's taxonomy places the organism in Eukaryota, Metazoa, Chordata, Actinopteri, Acipenseriformes, Acipenseridae. Gene Ontology annotation, molecular function: phosphatidylinositol binding. The record is from RefSeq and is a predicted model, not a curated record. The coding region runs from base 178 to 2610 and encodes 810 amino acids. The transcript is spliced from 21 exons.